Molecule: messenger RNA, 252 nt
Organism: Sphenostylis stenocarpa
Lineage: Eukaryota; Viridiplantae; Streptophyta; Magnoliopsida; Fabales; Fabaceae
Source: the annotation of a GenBank genome assembly
AUGGUAGGAGUCGGUCUCAUGAAUUUUCCAACCUGUCCUCAAGAAGCUGUAUUGUUGCAGAAGUUCCUAUGGGAAGAGUUUAAUUCUCCUAAUUCCCUUUUUAAGGAAUCCAGUAGAGCUAAUCUUUAUGGCCUGAUUAUAGUAGACUGGUUCAGGAUUCAUGGUGUGGCAAAAUUGAAGCCAUUGUGCCUUGACAUUAUUGAGGCCAAGGAGUAUCUGAAACAAAAAGGAGUUGAUCUUACUCUCAGCUGA